AUGGGAAUGGCGGGUGUGGCAGGGAGUGUGAGGUGCUGCACAUGCACUCCUCCGUCUUCUUCUUCUUCUUUGUUUGGGAGGAAGGAAGCCACUCCAAUUAGAUUGAGAUUGAGAUUGAGAACUAAAGCUCUUUUUGGGGAUUGGGGAUUGGGCAAUAGAAACAAGUCCCUCUCCUUCUCCUCCACUCACCAACACCAACAAGAAUUCAGUUUGAGUUUGAGAGAAGAUACAAGAACAGAUAGAGACACAGAGAAGGUGAUAAUAAGAGUGGGCGUUGUGUCUUCCAUCUCGGACGUUCCGUCGAGCGAAUGGGACGCGUGCGCUGUGGAUGCGAGUGGCCCUCACAAAUUCAAUCCUUUCCUUUCCCACGCCUUUCUCUCAGCCUUGGAGCACUCUGCCUCGGCCGUUAGGGAAACUGGAUGGAUGCCACAUCACAUCGUUGCCAAAGAUCAAGCCAACAACAUUCUCGCCGUCGUCCCUCUCUAUCUUAAAACCCAUUCCUACGGUGAAUUUGUUUUUGAUCACUCUUGGGCCAAUGCUUAUCAUUCAUACGGAUACAAAUAUUACCCCAAGUUACAAUCUUGUGUGCCCUUCACACCUGUAACCGGUCCAAGGAUCUUACUUCGCAACACCUCCUUCAAAGAUCAAAUCUUCGACAUUAUUGUCUCUGCAAUGAAGGACCUCACUGCCAACUCCCAGCUUUCGUCAUUACAUGUUACUUUUCCCUCUGAGAAUGAGUUCCACAAACUCACCGAAAAGGGCUUCCUCCCCAGGAUUGGAAUGCAGUAUCACUGGAAAAACCGUAACUACAAAAGUUUUGAUGAAUUUUUGCUGGACAUGAAGCAAAGUAAAAGAAAAAAUAUACGUCAAGAGCGUAAAAAGAUUUCAGCCCAGAACUUGAUUAUGAAACGGCUCCGGGGUUAUGAAAUAAAGGCUAGGCACUGGGAUACCUUCUAUACUUUUUACAGGAACACAACUGAUAACAAAUGGGGCACUCCUCACCUGACAAGGGAAUUUUUUCAUGAGCUGGGAUCUAAAAUGGGGGAUAACGUGCUACUUGUUGUGGCUGAAGAAGAGGAUGAACUAGUUGCUGGAGCCCUCAAUCUUAUUGGAGGAGAUACGUUGUUUGGGCGCCUAUGGGGGUGUCAGCCACGAAGUUACUACCCAAGCUUGCAUUUUGAAGCAUGCUAUUAUCAGGCAAUUGAAGCAGCUAUUGAACUAGAUCUCAAGACAGUGGAGGCAGGAGCUCAGGGUGAACACAAAAUUCAGCGGGGAUAUCUUCCUGUGACAACUUUUAGCUGCCAUUACCUUAUUGAUGAAGAAUUUAGGGAAGCUAUAAAUGAUUUUUUGAUACGUGAAGCUUCUCAGGUGAAGCUUGUUAUAAAACUGUUGCGAGAUUCAGGUCCUUUCAAGGAAGAUAUCGUGUAG
Sphenostylis stenocarpa is the source of this 1428-nucleotide messenger RNA. The record is from the annotation of a GenBank genome assembly. NCBI's taxonomy places the organism in Eukaryota, Viridiplantae, Streptophyta, Magnoliopsida, Fabales, Fabaceae.